Messenger RNA from Closterium sp. NIES-65, 1026 nucleotides. Lineage: Eukaryota; Viridiplantae; Streptophyta; Zygnematophyceae; Desmidiales; Closteriaceae. The record is from the annotation of a GenBank genome assembly.
AUGAGCGUGCGGAGCCUGGGGGUGCUGAGCCUGAGCGUGCGGAGCCUGAGGGAGCUGAGCCCGAGCAUGCUGAGCCUAGGGGUGCUGAGCCUGAGCGUGCUGCGCCUGGAGGUACUUUGUCUUCUGGAGGUCCUUCGGGUUUCUUGUCACGGCGGUAGACACUCUCUCCACCGCAGCUGCGCGAGUGGUUUGCUUGGCGCUGGAGACUUCAGAGUGGCACUUCUAGAGCUGGCGGUGCUGUUGGUGCUGGAGGUGCUACUGGAGCUGGUGCUGUUGGAGGUGCUGGCGCCGCUGGUCCCGGAGGUGCUCGUACUGGAGGUACUGGAGCUGCAGGAGCUGGAGGUGCUGCUGGAGCUGGAGCUGUUGGAGGUGCUGGAGCCGGUGGUCACGGAGGUGCUCGUACUGGAGGUACUGGAGCUGCUGGAGCUGGGGGUGCUGUUGGAGCUGGAGUUGCUGGAGGUACUAGAGCUGCUGGAGCCGCUGGUCCUGGAGGUGCUCGUACUAGAGGUACUGGAGCUGCUGGCACUGGGAGUGCUACUGGAGCUGGAGCCGGAGGUGCUACUGGAGCUAGAGGUGUUGGAGCUGGCGGUGCUGCAGGAGUUGGAGCUGGAGCCACUGCGGCUGGAGCUGGUGGAGGUGCUGGCCCUGGGUGUGCUGGUGCUGUCGGUGCUGGUUCUGGAGUCCCAGCCGCAGUUACAGCCAGCCUCCCCACUACCUGCUCUGUCUCCUUACAGUGAGCAGCCCGGAGGUCUUGCAGAGCGUCGUGAGCCUGCGUCUCGUCCUGUAUCGCCUAUUCGCACUGGUUGUCGUGUUCCGCGCCAGCGUCCUCCUCCUGUCCCCGGCACACACCAGAUGUCACUUCAUCCUUCCUCUAUUCCACUGCGUGUCCCUCUGCCGUCUCCUCCUACGUCCUCCCUUGCUGACGGUCUGGACCCGGAGUCUAACUCCCUUCGUGCUGCUAGUCCUACUGUCACGCGUCUACUUGUUAAGAUGAGAGGAGCCAUGGAUGGCAAGAGAGUUAGGUAG